AUGCGGUUCUUGAGUAGUGUCUCUCUUCUUCUAGAAAAUGGUAUCAACUCAGCAAUUCUUAGUGAGAGAGCCAACGAGAAGAUCGAGGCCACGCUGGCUAUUAAAACCAUACCACCCAUCGACUACCGGAAUUGUGAUCGUGACUCACUCUGCCACUCUGCGUGCGAUCGCCUGUAUGGUUGUUGGGGUCCCCGGCGGGAGGACUGCGUUCGCUGUAGUGGCAUGGUCAUCAACGGUACUAUCUGUGUAGCCUCCUGUACCGACCUACCCGGCUUCUACGAACCUAACGAGAAUGCAGUUUUAACCGGAGCUCGUCGUUCAACUAGAGUUAAUCCGCUCACACUGAGACUCUCAUUGGCAAAACUGGCUGCCGGGAAUCCGACCAAUGCACAGGCACUGGAAAGUACAGGAAUGCCUAAAGCCGACCGAUCCUGUGCUGCCUGUCACCCAGAAUGUGAAGACUCCUGCACUGGACCGGGUGCUGACCAGUGUAUCGGAGGUUGCAAGCACGCCAGGGUAAGAUUAUUUUCCUUUAAGUUACGGUGA
This is a messenger RNA of Dibothriocephalus latus, 546 nucleotides long. The record is from the annotation of a GenBank genome assembly. NCBI's taxonomy places the organism in Eukaryota, Metazoa, Platyhelminthes, Cestoda, Diphyllobothriidea, Diphyllobothriidae.